Molecule: messenger RNA, 737 nt
Organism: Pocillopora damicornis (cauliflower coral)
Lineage: Eukaryota; Metazoa; Cnidaria; Anthozoa; Scleractinia; Pocilloporidae
Product: carboxypeptidase inhibitor SmCI
Biological process (GO): negative regulation of peptidase activity
Cellular component (GO): extracellular region
Molecular function (GO): serine-type endopeptidase inhibitor activity
Source: RefSeq, a predicted model, not a curated record
UAUAAAAAUCAGUCAUCGGUACUGAAACACGCACACGACUUUCGCUAAAUUUGAAGAGUACUGGUCGUGUUGAUCACAAAGUUUCAACCUUUGAAGGCGAAAUGAAGUCAGCCCUAUUGUCUGUAGCUUUGGUGCUACUGUUUAACGCAGGGUACGGUCAAACCGGAAAAACGGACGAUUGCCUCCUUCCUAAGGAACCAGGCUUCUGCAAAGCGUUUUUCCAGCGAUAUUACUUUGAUAAGUCCAGCGGUCAGUGCAAGAGGUUCAUCUACGGUGGUUGUCAGGGAAACGGAAAUAACUUUCUCACAAAGCAGGAAUGUGAGAAAAGAUGUACAUGCUUUUUCCCUAAGAAAACUGGACCGUGUAAAGCCAAGAUCAGUAGAUAUUACUACAACCACCGCACCGGAAAAUGCGAAAAGUUCUAUUACGGAGGUUGCAUGGGAAACGUAAACAACUUUAAAAGAAUUCGACAGUGUGACAAAACCUGCCCUUCUGUUAAACCAAAGUCAAUUUCAUGCACAAUUUACAUUUCUGAAUUUGACUUCUUUUCACUUGAUAUUGUAAGUGGGAGACGCGGUGCCCCAGUUCUGACCGCGUUAGACUCAAGAGCUCUGGGAAGGAUCUCAGGUAUGCCUUCUCCGCCGUCUCAUGCCUUUCACUGCUACACUCCACUUAUGGAAAUCAAUGAGUACCACGAGGCUUUCGGGGAAACCUAUCGAAAUGAAUCGGACUCCUGA